AUGCAGGUGAGCCACUACGGCAUUCCAGAGAAGAGGCCGGGUGGCUCUCCAGCACACCCAGAAGCCUCAGUGAAAAAAGCAGCAGUGGAUGCCGGCUUGGAGUGCGUCUACUUCACCCUCUGUUCUCCUGCCAUUUAUCUACAAAAAAUCUUUUCCCACAACUGGCAUAUCAUCAGAGGUGCAGUUAGAAGUAUAAAGAUCGCCCAGUUGAAAAACCGGACGGAGCAGUGGCUGGCCAUUCCCAGCUGGUUUAAAUCAAGGCAGGAAUAUGCCAAUAAAGAACCCAAGGAGAUACCGUUGACCGACUGGUUUGAUCCACGCGCACGAAUGGAUGUCUCCACUCUGACCUCAUGGUCAGCCCCAAUCAUAUGGGACGGCACCUUCCAGAAAUCGGUCUUGGAAGACUACUACAAGGAGAAGAAAGUGACCAUCGGCUUGACGGUUUUCGCCAUUGGGAAGUAUCUGGACAAAUACUUGAGGAACUUCUUGACCUCCGCAGACGCCUUCUUCAUGAGCGGCCACAACGUGAUCUUCUACGUCAUGGUGGACGACCUCUCGAAAGUGCCGUUGAUUGAGCUGAGCCCACUGCGGACGCUGAAAACCUUCUACGUGAAGCAGGAGAGCCGGUGGCAAGACGUCAGUAUGAUGCGGAUGAAAGUCAUCGGGGACCUCGUCGAGAGCCACGCCCGCCACGAGGUGGACUUCCUCUUCUGCAUGGAUGUCGACCAAAUCUUCCAAAGCAACUACGGGGUGGAGGCUCUCGAUGAGUCCGUGGCCCAGCUCCACGCUUGGUUUUACAAGGCGGACAAGUACUCGUUCACGUACGAGCGGGACCCCCAGUCAGCCGCCUAUAUCCCCUAUGAGGAGGGGGACUAUUACUACCAUGGGGCCGUGUUUGGGGGCACCCCUCAGCACGUCCUGAACCUCACCAGGCAAUGCUACGAGGGCAUCAUGAGGGACAAAGGGCACAACGUGGAAGCGGUGUGGCACGACGAAAGCCACUUAAACCAAUACUACCUCCUUCACAAACCGACCAAACUGCUGUCCCCCGAGUACUGCUGGGAUUAUAAAAUGGGCAUCCCCUAUGAGAUUCAAAACAUCAAGUUGGCCUGGAUGCCGAAAGAAUACGAAGAGGUCCGAAAUAACCCGUGA
Elgaria multicarinata webbii is the source of this 1152-nucleotide messenger RNA. RefSeq names its product N-acetyllactosaminide alpha-1,3-galactosyltransferase-like. Bases 1 to 1152 code for a protein of 383 amino acids. Gene Ontology annotation, cellular component: vesicle; membrane; Golgi apparatus. The record is from RefSeq and is a predicted model, not a curated record. Gene Ontology annotation, biological process: carbohydrate metabolic process. The transcript has 6 exons. Gene Ontology annotation, molecular function: hexosyltransferase activity. Lineage: Eukaryota; Metazoa; Chordata; Lepidosauria; Squamata; Anguidae.